AGAUUGGUAUGGCCGCUCUAUAAUUUGACAUCUCUAUGUAGAAACUCUUUUCUAGUUUACAACAUAGAGGUAGAAAAAUAGAAGAUUGCUAAUUUAAUUUACGGAGCUGGAACUUCGGGGCUCCGUUACACAACCCUAUUUCGGGCCGGACGUGCUGCUAUGGCACACAAUCAUUUCGUGUGCAAAAUGUUCUUUUUUUUUUUUUAAAGGGCUUAAUCACAGAAAUAUUCCCCAGACCACGGGCGGAAGAAUAGAUGUGUCCAUAUUUUAACAGCACAUGCCUAGAGUCCGAUCAUUGGUUUGCUCCAUUCAAAACGCCACUUCGAUUUGUCGCCCCCCUCCCCCGGAGAGGCUUAAUUUGCCAGGAGGCACAGAGGUCAUAUAAAUACUUGAAAAACCAAGCAGAAUUUGACUAAAAACAGAGACAGAAGAGAAUCUCUUGCGCUGCGGUUAGGGCUACUGGGAAGAAAAUAGCUGACAUAUCGGCUGCAUUGGCACACGCCAGGACCAUAUAAUUUUCAAAGUUUUAGUUUAUUUAGUUUACUACAGUUUAUUUCCUCUUUUAUCAACUUUUUCUGAUAACAUGGUGGGAUUAUGUUCUCUCAUAUACUCAGCACCAGUCGUUUUUCAACAGUGCAAACUUUAUUUAACAAUAACAGUGCGGAUAAUAUGGGAAUUGGUUUCUGUUUAGAGGUACAGAACUUCAUGCUUACUACAAAUUACUUUUUCAGAAGGAGUAUCAAUCUCUACAUACUGAUCGUCUCCUUUUUCCUUUUGCUGAAGCUCCUUUUCUCACACCUCUUCCCAAAUUCUCUUACUUUUCCUGUCCCGCACUCCUCCUAAGGAAGUGUCCAGUUUAACCCUUUAUUUAUUUUGGAAGCAUGCAAGAAGUCAUCGCAGGCUCCUUGGAGCUUCAAUGUAAUAUGAACCUAACAGGGGAGAAACGUGACUGUACAGCGUGGCUAAACUACGUCCUUCCCCAGUAGUCAAGUCGCCUGGGGCCCCAGCUCCAUUAUAUCUGGAGGCCCAUGCUUUCGCUGCCUCGAGUCCAGUCAAAUGGGGGCAAGAUUCCCCCUCGAAGCUCAACCUUCUUAAGUCUCUCUCCAGCAAGAGAAAGGAAGAGUACGCGAGACGCGACUCCUCUCUUCCAAAUCAGCAAGAAGUAUAAGCCUGAGCGCUCACUGGAGUGUUAGGGACGCAAUAACCCCACGUGACUUGCCUUUCCUGCUGCUCCUGCCUUCCCGCUUACGUUUUUGAGAGCUCGCGACGGAAUCAUGGCAACAGAGCGGCGCCAGUUUUGAUUGGUUCUGAGUGCCCGACGCCAAGGGAAACUUCACUGCCCCGCGCCAAAAUGAAACGGAAUAGCAACGAGGAGAACUGACGGGAAGAGAUUCAGGCGAGUCCGACUGGGGACGUUUUGAGGCACCGUGGCAGUCGCCCUCGGCUUUCGUUCGGAUAAGUUUUCGCUUCCCUCUCUUCUGCACUCACCGGCGACUGGGACUGGAACAUCUAAAGCGAGGCUUUCGGGGGACGCAAUCUAGCCGAGUUUUCCCACGGAAUUGCCGUUUUCUGCGCUGAGAGUGUCUUUUUUGUUUCUUCUCAAAUGGAGGAGCGCCCAAUUAUAAUGCAGAUCCAUUAGAGUGCCAAGAUGAGUACUGAGACAAGUGGGAAAGGUUCUGGACAAGGAGGGGGUGGUUUUCAAAGGUGGAGAAGAGGAAGAUGGCAAGGGAGAGGAAAAGGAGGUGGACAGAAAGAAAACUGGAAAAAUGCUGCUGGGAAAUUAGUGUCAGCACAACCUCGUCUCAUUCAAACAACGCUGGAUCAGGCUACUCCAUGUAAAGGUUGGAAACUUUAUUUCUCUGAAGCAUAUGAUGACAACUCACCUUUUGUUCAGAAGACUGAAGCUUUUGAAACAUUUUUCAAAUCUCGAAUAGAGUUUUAUGAUAAGGAUGAAAUAGAAAGAAAAGGAAGUAUUCUUGUGGAUUAUAAAGAACUUAUAUGUGAUAAGGAAUUAGUGGAAUCAUUACCUGAUGUUGCCGUUGAAUUAAGAGAUACACCACAAAAAAUAUUGGACUGCAUGGGCCUAGCUGUACAUCAGGUAUUGAUCAAAGACCUUGAAAAGCAUGCUGCAAAACUGCAGGAGCAAGAAGGGCUGCCCAUUGAUGAAGAGCCUAUUAUAAAUGUGCCAUAUAUUCAUGCGAGAGUGUACAACUAUGAUCCACUUACUCAAAUUAAGAAUAUUCGAGCUAAUUGCUAUGGGAAGUACGUUGCUUUACGUGGGACUGUUGUCCGUGUUAGUAACAUUAAACCCAUCUGCACCAAGAUGGCCUUUAUAUGCAGUUCUUGCGGAAAUACUCAGAGUUUUCCUCUGCCUGAUGGAAAAUACACUCUUCCAACAAAGUGUCCUUUGCCUGAAUGUCAUGGACGAUCCUUCACUGCAGAUAGAAGUUCUCCUUAUACAGUUACAGUGGACUGGCAGUCGAUUAAGAUUCAAGAGCUCAUGUCAGAUGAUCACCGAGAAGCUGGUAGAAUUCCUCGGACAAUAGAAUGUGAAUUGGUUCAUGAUCUUGUAGAUAGUUGUGUUCCAGGUGAUGUGAUUACUGUUGCAGGAAUUGUCAAGGUAUCGAACACGGAAGAAGGAGCAUCAAGAAAUAAAAAUGAUAAAUGUGUCUUCCUGUUAUACAUUGAAGCAAACUCUAUCAGUAAUACAAAAGGCCAGAAAAUCAAAAAUUAUGAACAUGGAUUAAACCAUCAAGGAUGCCUGGAGUUUUCACUUAAAGAUCUUUAUGCAGUCCAGGAAAUCCAAGCUGAAGAGAAUCUUUUCAAGCUCAUUGUCAACUCUCUUUGUCCCACUAUUUAUGGUCAUGAGAUGGUAAAAGCUGGUUUAGUGCUGGCAUUAUUUGGAGGAUGUCAAAAAUAUGUGGAUGAUAAAAACAGGAUUCCUAUUCGAGGGGACCCACAUCUUCUCAUAGUUGGAGAUCCAGGACUGGGGAAGAGUCAGAUGUUGCAAGCUGUGUGCAAUACUGCACCUCGUGGAGUAUAUGUUUGUGGCAAUGCCAGUACUACAUCUGGCCUGACUGUAACUCUGUCUCGAGAUAGUUCCUCUGGAGAUUUUGCACUGGAAGCUGGUGCCCUGGUACUUGGAGAUCAAGGUAUAUGUGGAAUUGAUGAGUUUGAUAAAAUGGGGAGCCAGCACCAAGCUUUGCUGGAGGCUAUGGAACAGCAAAGUAUUAGUCUUGCUAAGGCUGGGAUUGUUUGCAGCUUGCCAGCUAGGACAUCAAUUAUAGCUGCAGCAAAUCCAGUUGGGGGUCACUACAACAAGGCCAAAACUGUAUCUGAGAAUUUAAAAAUGGGAAGUGCUUUGUUAUCCCGAUUUGACUUAGUAUUCAUACUGCUGGAUGUUCCAAAUGAAGAUCAUGAUCACUUGCUUUCUGAACACGUAAUGGCAAUGAGAGGUGGAAAACAGACUGGAUGUAGCAGUGCUACUGUGACUCGUGAGAAUUCUCAGAAUUCAAAUAUAUCAGUCCUAGAAGUUCUUUCGGAGAAACCAUUAGUGGAGAGAUUAAAGCUUAUUCCAGGAGAAAACUGCGACCCAAUUCCGCAUCAACUGUUAAAGAAAUAUGUUGGCUAUGCACGGCAGUAUGUACAUCCCAGACUAUCUCCAGAAGCUGCUCAGAUACUCCAGAAAUUCUAUCUUGAACUCCGGCAACAAAGUCAAAGAGCAGAUAGUACACCUAUCACAACGCGACAGCUAGAAUCAUUGAUACGCCUUACUGAGGCACGAUCAAGAUUAGAAUUAAGAGAAAUUGCCACCAAAGAAGAUGCUGAGGAUGUUGUUGAAAUAAUGAAGUACAGUAUGUUAGGAACUUACUCUAAUGAGUUUGGGAAAUUGGAUUUUGAACGUUCUCAGCAUGGUUCUGGAAUGAGCAAUAGGUCACAAGCAAAGAGAUUUGUUUCUGCUCUCCAUCGUGUUGCAGAAAGAACUUAUAACAACAUUUUUGAGCUUCAUCAACUCCGGAAGAUUGCUAAUGAAUUAAAUAUAAAAAUAUCUGACUUUGAAAACUUCAUUGAAUCUUUAAAUGAUCAGGGUUAUUUCUUGAAAAAAGGUCCAAGGUUAUAUCAGCUUCAGACAAUGUGAAGUAAUUCAAUACCUAAGGAGAAGCCAUGCUGUUUACUAGUAAGAAGAAAAGAAUGUAGAGGACUGCAACUCAUUAAUGUUUCUUAUUCAGCUGAAUUCUUGCCUGCUAAUAUGAGAGUUUGUAAAAUUCAGGCAUUGGUAAGAAGAAGGGAAUGGCAAACCAGGUGCUAAACUGGACUUCAGUGUUUUUUUUUUUCCCUACCUUCACCUUUUGGAAAAAUGAGGGCCACAGUGGGCAGAGCAUUGAUGCUGAGUGUAUGUAAGUAUGCCAUGCACACAAACAGAGGAAUUGUUUUUAGAUUUUAGAGGGCAUCUGGAAGUUCUUCAACUUUUUAAAAACUGUAAAAUUGUAAGAAAUGAUGCCAUCGAUUUUUGGAAGAUGUGAUUGAUUUACUGAGGGCUACAAAAGUGGUAUUCCAUCCUAGCUUUAUAUAGCCCAGGACUCACGCUGUCCAAUCCUGCUGUACAUUUUGCAGUAGCCUUGAGACUUAUUCUGCUUCUAUAUACAUAGUUGUGAAAAAGGAAUUGAGGAUAUAAUAAUAAAUUGUACGUUUUGGAACAUUGUUAUCUUAUUUGAUCUAUACAUUGCUAUUUUUCCACCAGCUCUUAAAAACCAAAUUGCCUAAAUUAAACACACACAUGCAUACAUACAUACAUUAUAUUCAGUGCAUUUAAAAAGCAGGCUAAGGGGAGAAAGUGAUUCUGAAAAUGCCUUAAUUUCUAUUCUAUUUUAAGGUACAACAGCUGUGCUUUCUACUUCACAUAGGUGUAUUUAUUACACAGUUAAAUCAAUUCAACACAUUCAUGCUCAUAGCAA
Molecule: messenger RNA, 4955 nt
Organism: Python bivittatus (Burmese python)
Lineage: Eukaryota; Metazoa; Chordata; Lepidosauria; Squamata; Pythonidae
Product: DNA helicase MCM8
Biological process (GO): cardiolipin biosynthetic process; double-strand break repair via homologous recombination
Cellular component (GO): nucleus; membrane; mitochondrion
Molecular function (GO): single-stranded DNA binding; CDP-diacylglycerol-glycerol-3-phosphate 3-phosphatidyltransferase activity; single-stranded DNA helicase activity
Source: RefSeq, a predicted model, not a curated record